Messenger RNA from Rana temporaria (common frog), 1731 nucleotides. RefSeq names its product heterogeneous nuclear ribonucleoprotein H1 (gene HNRNPH1). NCBI's taxonomy places the organism in Eukaryota, Metazoa, Chordata, Amphibia, Anura, Ranidae. The coding region runs from base 136 to 1452 and encodes 438 amino acids. The record is from RefSeq and is a predicted model, not a curated record. Gene Ontology annotation, biological process: regulation of RNA splicing. Gene Ontology annotation, cellular component: nucleoplasm; ribonucleoprotein complex. The transcript is spliced from 12 exons. Gene Ontology annotation, molecular function: RNA binding.
CACCGGUAGGGGGCGGGCAGAUGAUUGUGCGCAUGUGCAAGGUUACCAUUAUUACUUCCACUUGGCUCUGCUUGUUCCUCAGAGCGCGGACGAGUUGUGUGUGUUAGUAGUCUCGACUAUCCGUGAGAAGAGAAAAUGUCCGAAGGUGGGGAAGGGUACGUGGUGAAGAUCAGGGGACUGCCGUGGUCCUGCUCCACAGAUGAAAUCGAAUCGUUUUUCUCAGAAUCAAAAAUCCUUAACACAACACAUGGCAUCCACUUCAUCUAUACCAGAGAAGGAAGGCCGAGCGGGGAAGCGUUUGUGGAGUUCGAAACAGAGGAAGAUAGCAACAUAGCCCUGAAAAAAGACAGAGAGACCAUGGGACAUCGAUAUGUGGAAGUUUUCAAGUCUAAUAAUGUUGAAAUGGACUGGGUUUUGAAGCAUACUGGUCCUAACAGCCCUGACACUGCAAAUGACGGCUUUGUUCGUUUAAGAGGCCUCCCAUUUGGCUGUAGUAAAGAAGAAAUCGUGCAGUUCUUUUCAGGGUUGGAAAUCGUGCCAAAUGGGAUAACAUUGCCGGUGGACUUCCAGGGGAGGAGUACGGGGGAGGCCUUCGUGCAGUUUGCUUCACAGGAAAUAGCUGAAAAGGCUCUAAAGAAACACAAGGAGAGAAUAGGGCACAGGUACAUUGAGAUUUUUAAGAGUAGUAGAGCGGAGGUUCGUACAAACUAUGAUCCUCCAAGAAAGCUUCUUGGCAUGCAACGCCCAGGACCUUAUGACAGACCAGGUGCUGGGAGAGGCUACGGUGCAAUGGGGAGAGGAUUUGAUCGCAUGAGACGUGGAGCCUAUGGAGGCGGAUAUAGUGGCUAUGAGGAGUACAAUGGAUAUAAUGAAUACGGUUUUGGUGCAGAACAGAGAUUUGGAAGAGUGUCGGACAAUAGGUAUGCAGAUGGUUCUAAUUUUCAAAGCACUACAGGUCACUGCGUUCAUAUGAGGGGCCUUCCUUACAGGGCAACAGAGACGGACAUCUAUACUUUCUUCUCUCCCUUGAAUCCAGUAAGAGUUCACAUUGAAAUUGGGGCAGAUGGCAGAGUCACUGGAGAAGCAGAUGUUGAAUUUGCAACGCAUGAGGAUGCAGUGGCAGCCAUGUCUAAAGACAAAGCCAAUAUGCAACACAGAUAUGUCGAGUUGUUCCUUAAUUCAACGGCUGGUGGAGCUGGUGGUGCAUAUGGUGGACAGAUGAUGAGUGGACUUGCAGGAACACAGUCAAAUUAUGGCAGCCCUGGGUCCCAGGCUUUGAGUGGCACAGGAUAUGGUACAGGAUAUGGAAAUCAAGCUAGUUUAAGUGGUUAUGGUAACCAGAGUGGAUUAAACAACAGUUACUAUGGCAGUGGAAGACAAGGAUCAAUGGGUGUAAAUGGGAUGGCUGGAAUGUCUAGCAACAUGAGCAUGAGUGCUGCAUGGGGAAUGUAAACCGAGGAAAGGGGUGUCCUUUUUGUUUUUUUUAUGACUGAGCUGAUUAUUGUGGGAUUUUUUUGUUUUUUAAACUGAAAGGGUAACUGUACUUCCUAGCUAACCUACCUUUCCCUUCCCCCAUGCUACCUAUAAUCUUCUGUACCUGCCUCACCAGUGGGCAACGCAGUACAUGCGCUUCCUCUUUUCUGUAGGCAAGAAUACAAAACCAAUCCCCUUUCAAGCCUGCAGGUUUACAGUGGGGAUUUUUUUUUCUUUUUAAGGGGGCAGGACACUAUG